This is a messenger RNA of Cryptomeria japonica (Japanese cedar), 963 nucleotides long. RefSeq lists its product as hypothetical. NCBI's taxonomy places the organism in Eukaryota, Viridiplantae, Streptophyta, Pinopsida, Cupressales, Cupressaceae. The record is from RefSeq and is a predicted model, not a curated record. The transcript has a single exon. The coding region runs from base 1 to 963 and encodes 320 amino acids.
AUGCCAAAUGUGGACCAAAUCAAUGAAUUGCUGCACAAGUAUGGACCUACUGUCUACUUCCAUCCAGAUGAAAAGUACAUGCCUUCAUCAGUGGAGUGGUUUUUCCAGAAUGGGGCACUCUUGUACAGCAAGGAAUCUGCAGUAGGAGCACAACCCAUAGAGGCCAAUGGCUCAAAUCUUCCCCAGGGAGGUGAUCCAAAUGAUGGGAGCUACUGGCUGGAUUUGCCUAAGGAUGGUGCAGCUGCCUCAAGGGUCAAACAGGGAGAUCUACAGAGUUCUGAAGCUUAUGUGCAUAUUAAACCCAUGUUGGGAGGGACAUGUAGUGACCUAGCAAUGUGGUUAUUUUAUCCUUUCAAUGGUCCUAGGAGCCUCAAGGUGCAGUUGUUUCAUAAUAUAAGUCUGGGUAGAAUAGGGCAGCAUGUGGGUGAUUGGGAGCAUUUUACUCUCAGAAUCAAUAACCUCACAGGCAAGUUAUGGAGAGUUUAUAUGUCACAGCACAGCAGUGGGCAAUGGUUGGACACCUCGGAGCUGGAAUACAGUGAAGGAAGUAGCGAUAGAGCUGUUAUCUAUUCUAGCAAGGAUGGCCAUGCAAGUUAUCCUAAAGAAGGAGACUUCCUUCAAGGGAAUACAAAGCUUCAAAUUGGUCUAAGGAAUGAUACAAAGAGAAGCAAAUAUUUUUUAGACACAAGUAUGAAAUUUCAAAUCAUAUCAGCAGAUUACAUUCAGCCUCAACCUCUGCAAGAGCCUCCAUGGCUGCAAUAUAUGAGAAACUGGGGACCUACUGUUGUUUAUGAUACAAGAGCAGAGCUAGACAGAGCAUUGAAGAUCCUGCCAUCUAAACUGAGAUAUUCUGUAGAGGAUUUCUUCAAUAAAGAUAUGCCUGAAGAACUUUCUGGUGAGAAGGGACCUAGUGGACCCAAAGCUAAAGAAAGUUGGGAAGGUGAUGAAGAGGAAAAAGCAUAA